Molecule: messenger RNA, 1248 nt
Organism: Glossina fuscipes
Lineage: Eukaryota; Metazoa; Arthropoda; Insecta; Diptera; Glossinidae
Gene: Snup
Product: snurportin-1
Exons: 2
Coding region: 235-1233 (332 amino acids)
Biological process (GO): snRNA import into nucleus
Cellular component (GO): cytoplasm; nucleus
Source: RefSeq, a predicted model, not a curated record
CGAUAUAUAGGUUACCAGAUUUACACCACCGAUCAUAGUACUAGUUUUUUUGUUUGUAGCUCUCAACGGAUAUGAACAGUUGCAUUUUGAAUACUGUUUGCAUCGUUCCAUUAGCAGAAUGGUAGGAUUAAUUGGCAGCACGGUGGACAUUGUUAUUGUAAAACGUUGUUUUAUAUCCAUAUCUGAAAAGAGAAGGAAAAACCAUGCAAAGGCAUUUCGCUAUUUUUUUUUGCAAUGGAAUUUUAUAAAAAGAAUUUUAAGAAAGAAGAUCGGCAAGAAAUUCGCCGUCUUCAAUUACUAAAUGAGCAAAAAUGUCGUCGCUUGGAGCAACAUGACGAAGGACGUAACUUGCAAAUGCAAAUACACAAAGUAAAACAACAUAAGUGCCCUAAAUUUCAGGAUGUAUAUGGAAGUGAAAUAAAAUUGCAAUUGUCAGAGUGGAUGAGAGAAAAACCAAGCGAUCUUAGUGAUUGGUUUUUAGUGCCUUGUCCGCGUGGCCAACGGUGUUUUGUUGCAGCUAGUGAUGGCAAAACCAAAAUGUAUAGUAAAUCUGGUCGUUUUUGUUUACAAUUUCAUAGUGAAUUACCAGGCGACGGCACAGAUGCUCGCAAGUCGUCUACUAUACUAGAUUGUGUAUUCUGUAAAGAACUGGAUGUUUUCUAUGUUUUGGACGUCAUAUGCUAUGGUUAUCAGAGUAUGCUAAACUGUGACGCGCAGUUUCGGUUUUUUUGGCUCCGAUCUAAAUUUGAAGAAAACGAGCGCAAUUUCGGGAAGCGAACCGUGAAUAAUAAAUCGCUUUGUUUGUUAAAACGAUACGAUAUGGCACAUGAUGAAAGGAUUGCCACGGUACUGCAGACUUAUCCUAUUUGGUCGGGUAAUAAACCAGAAUUAGAUGGUUUUCUAUUUUAUCAUAAAGAAGCUAGCUACACAUGCGGAACAACACCGCUCGUUUGUUGGUUGUUUGCUUUUAUGGUGCCCGAUAUUUUAGAAAUCUGUGUGAGCAAUGAAUACGCGAGACCUAACAAUUAUGCAAAUCCUCUUAUAUACAUGGAUGAGUUCGACGAAGAAAUGGCGCAAAAACGUGGCUACAACUUAUAUACAAAAAAUUUGGAGAAAACAAAUUGCCAAAUGGAGAUUGAAGAUGAACAAGAGCAGAAUGUAAUAGAGGGAGAUGACAAUGUAUUACGUGAGAUAAUGCAAACUAAACGUAUAUAUAAUAACGUUAGGCAAUAAGGACGAGAACGAUUG